ACAGCUAGACUUAUAUCUAGGUAAUACAAAAUAUGAUAUUAUUUUUUAAACAAAAGAAUUUACACUAUUUAUAUUCAUAUAAAUAAACUUUUAGAGAUGUGUCUGAUGGAAUUAUUGCGCCAGGUUAUUCACAGAGUGCAUUAAGAAUCUUAAAAAAGAAAGAAAAUGGUGCUUAUUGCAUUCUUCAGAUUGAUCCUACUUAUGUGCCAUCUUCAAUGGAGCAGAAAGUUCUGUUUGGUUUAACUAUGGAACAAAAGCGCAAUGAUAUUGUUAUUAAUAAAGAUACGUUUGCUAAUAUAGUAACUAAAAAAGUCCCAGAUAUACCUGAUAAUGCGAUAAGGGAUUUAAUCGUGGCUACUAUAGCUGUGAAAUAUACACAAAGUAAGUCAGUAUGUUAUGCUAAAGAUGGACAGGUAAUUGGAAUUGGUGCAGGACAACAAUCAAGAAUUCAAUGUACAAGGCUUGCUGGUGAUAAAGCCGAUAAAUGGUGGUUACGUCAGCAUCCUAAAGUUAUUAACAUGAAGUUUCACAAGGGUAUAGAAAGAGCAGAUGUUGCAAACGCUAUUGAUAAUUAUCUAAAUGGAUCUAUUGGGAAAGUCAUGAAUUAUAUUGAGUGGAGAAAUCUGUUUGUUAAAAGUCCAGACCUGCUUUCUGAAAGUGAUAGAUUAGAAUGGAUCAAGAUGGCAAAUGACAUUGCUUUAAGUAGCGAUGGCUUCUUCCCAUUUAAAGACAGUGUGGAACGAGCAGCAUUGAGCGGUGUAAAAUAUAUUGCAAGUCCUUCUGGUUUUACAGACGAUGAUGAAGUAUUAGACACUUGUGAAUUCCGCAGAAUUGCAUUAGUCCACACUAAUCUGAGACUCUUCCAUCACUGAUACAAGUAAA
Messenger RNA from Megalopta genalis, 882 nucleotides. The record is from RefSeq and is a predicted model, not a curated record. NCBI's taxonomy places the organism in Eukaryota, Metazoa, Arthropoda, Insecta, Hymenoptera, Halictidae.